Molecule: messenger RNA, 965 nt
Organism: Anneissia japonica
Lineage: Eukaryota; Metazoa; Echinodermata; Crinoidea; Comatulida; Comatulidae
Exons: 2
Coding region: 421-726 (101 amino acids)
Source: RefSeq, a predicted model, not a curated record
UCUUAUAUAAAAUAUUGGCCCAUAAUUUAAUUCAAGUAUAGUAUUUGUAUAUACGAGCAUUCCUGUAGCGCAAGUUGUAAAAUGUAUAUUCUUACAUGGAUAAUUUUAUGAAUGUCACUAUAUAAAUAAUUGCACAAGUCAACAGAUGGGAGAUCAAGGGUAGUAGCUCCUCUUCCCGGCAGCUGCCAAAAAUGCUAAACAAGUGUGAAUAUAUUUAAAUUAUUAAACCUUUGGAUACCAAGGGCUACUCUCAUUUUUCCAAAACCACUUUCAACACUCCUUCGAUUGGAACUCAUCUCUCACCUGCCCACCCCUUCCCCCUAAAAGACAUUGCUGAGUCCUCCCUGGCGAAUGUUCCAGUGACAGACGUAAAUCAUAAUAGGCCUAAUUUGAUAAGCUAUAGUUCUAUUCAGAAGGAAAAUGGAACAGGAGGUUAAAGAAGAAGAAAAUACGUUGGAAUCAGGAUUAAAAGAAUGCAUUGACAACAUCAUGGCGGAGAGUGAGACGACGGAAGCAGUGGUGGCGUUGCAUGAAAGAUUUAGGAUGCUUAAUAUGAUGUUCAAUGAUUGCCUUGACUACUACAGAAAUCGAAAAGAGCGUCAACAACAGCAGCAUUCUGAGAACGAAAUCCAGCGAUUAUCCGAACUAGCAACGCAAAUUUCUAUAAUUGUUGUUAUAGUUUGCUGGUUGUUACAGAUAUUACAAGUGUUUUUUAUCACGUGCUGAUCUCCCAGAGAUCCCGUCAGUGUAUGAUUAGUUAUGAUUAAUUUUUGAGUGACGCGUUUAAAUAGGCCUAAAAUGUUGAUGUCACGUUUCUGACAUUUAUACCUUUAUCAUUGGUCUUGGCGAUCUUCUGUAUAAUAUGAUUAUCAAUAUGAUUAUUUAUUUUAUAUUAUUAUUAUUAUUAUUAUAAUUAUUAUUAUUAUUAUUAUUAUUAUUAUUAUCAUCAUCAUCAUCAUUAAUGA